AUGGAAAAAUAUAGCACAUGGAGAGAUAACGGGACUGGUAUCAGUCCAUUUUUACCAAUUACAAACACACCUCUAAAUAAUAAUGAUAUCGGUUUAAUGAAGAAACUAUUAAUUUUUUUAAAAGCAUUUGGUAAAGCUAUUGUGUUAAUUCCAUUUUUAUUGAUAUACCAAGUUUUGCCAUUUACUUUUAUUUUAAAAUUGAUAUUCCAAAUCUUAACAAGAUUGAAAUUAAAUGUUAUGGUUGAAGGUGUGAAAAGAUCUAAGAUCGAUAUUAAUUUACAUUAUCCUCAAAAGGGCCAAAUUUACUUUGUUAAUUAUACCACUCCAUUAGACUUUUUAUUCUUGGAAUAUUUAAGAACCGACAGUAAUGAUAAAUAUAUGGUCUUAAUUAGUUACAGCAAGGAUGAAUUCCUUCAAAUUAAUAAUUGGUGGACAUUUUGUCUGUUUACUUUGGUCACUGCAGGUGUUUUAAGUAAAGAAGUUUUAGAAAACAAUGGCUUUAAAAAAUUAAGAGUAGAUAAAACUUUCUUUAAGAUUAUUAAAGACAAAAUAGUUUUCAUUUUCCCAGAAGGUACUACGUCCAAUGGUAAGACCGUCUUACCAUUAAGGAUGGAUAUCAAAAACUUUGAAAAACACUGUACCGUUGUUGUAAACACAAUUAAUAUCAAAAUUUUACCAUCUUAUUUGACUAUCCCAUUGCCAUAUGGAGACAAUACAAAUAAGUACUGGGGAAGAUUGUUGAUUACAGAUCAAGUUACUGUUAAAAUUAAAAUCACACCUAAUAUAAAAAAUUUAGAUAAUGUUAGAAUGUACAUGAAUAAUGAUGAUAAAUAUAAACUAGUUGGUGAAGAAUUAAAUAUUGAAUCGAAAGAAAAAUUCAUUAAAGCAUAUAAAGGUAAAAUCUAG
Molecule: messenger RNA, 906 nt
Organism: Saccharomycodes ludwigii
Lineage: Eukaryota; Fungi; Ascomycota; Saccharomycetes; Saccharomycodales; Saccharomycodaceae
Gene: LOA1
Product: lysophosphatidic acid acyltransferase LOA1
Exons: 1
Coding region: 1-906 (301 amino acids)
Molecular function (GO): acyltransferase activity
Source: RefSeq, a predicted model, not a curated record